This is a messenger RNA of Corylus avellana, 948 nucleotides long. RefSeq names its product rho GTPase-activating gacO-like protein. Lineage: Eukaryota; Viridiplantae; Streptophyta; Magnoliopsida; Fagales; Betulaceae. The record is from RefSeq and is a predicted model, not a curated record.
CUGCUCCUUUUACUUUCUUCCUAGUUCCUGCCUCUUUCUUCCUCUCUUUGGCUAAGCUCUCAAACACAUUCUCAUUCAGAUCAUAGAUUCCACCACUUUUUGGCCCCUGCUACUUCACGUUGAAGCUGUCAACAGAAACAAACCCGGUUGUUUCUCGAGGUUUUAAUGGUUUCUUGAUUGGUAUAAUCAGAUUUUGAGAAAUGGGUUUUGCCUUUUACAUGCAGGAAAUGGAUGCUUGUUAUGAGAAAUCUUCUUGAAUUGUUCAAAAUUUUCUUUCGGGAGUUUCUUUAUCAUGGGUAGAGGUAGAGGAAAAGGGAAGAAGCAAACUGCUAUUGCCACUCGUGAGGAUCCUGGAAGUGGUGAAGAAGAAAAAAUUCCAGCAUACAGGAGAAGAGGAAGGCCUCAAAAACCAUUGAAGGAUGAAAUUGAAGAAGAAGAAGAAGAUGCUGAAAAGAUUGCAGAAGAUGGCGAGGAUGCCAAAGGUAAUAUUUCUAGAAAAGAUGUGAAAAGUCAGGGUAUUAUAGAGAAUAGGCGGAAGAGGAAGAGGUCUGCCCCGGUAAAAGAAAAUACUGAUUCAGUUGGAGUUGAGAGUGGCAUUGGAACAAAGUCAAGCCCUGAUGAUCCAACGAAGUCCGCUGGACUCCGACAAAAUGGAAGUAGGAGAAAAAACAAACCCCGCCGGGCUGCUGAAGCUGGUGUUGAGUGCAAGUGAGCUUCGACUAGCUAUUAUGAUGGUUGUGCACCUUCCUUUCCCUUGGUAGGGAUUGAGGCUUUGUUAACCUACAUAUGGAUUCCCAUAAUUUCUUUGCUAUAAUAUGUUUUUGUAAUAUCGUGAGUUCCAUUUCCUCUGAAUGAAUGAUUUUGAUUGGGAGGUCUUGGAACAGAUUAUACUGCCAGAAUUUUGCAUGGAGCUACCACAUUUAAAAAAUAUUUGCUACUUUUCUGCUA